Strongyloides ratti is the source of this 321-nucleotide messenger RNA. RefSeq lists its product as hypothetical. Bases 1 to 321 code for a protein of 106 amino acids. The record is from RefSeq and is a predicted model, not a curated record. NCBI's taxonomy places the organism in Eukaryota, Metazoa, Nematoda, Chromadorea, Rhabditida, Strongyloididae. The transcript has 2 exons.
AUGCAAACGAAAUCCACUACCCCGCAAUUACCACCGUUGAACACCAGAGAAGGUGAAAAACAUUUGUAUAAACUUGUCAAAGCAAAGCACAAAAAGACCAAAGAUAUUGAAAAUUUCUUAGGUAUCAAUGAUCCGGAAGGAAAACUUCUUACAAAUGGAAAACUAGUUCUAAAUAGAUGGCGCGAAUACUUCAAUCAAAUAUGCAAUGAAGAAUUCCCACACGACCUAAUUCAAGAAAUAAAUCCUACACAAGGCCCUAUGCAAAAAAUAAGCCAAUCUGAAGUACAAGAUGCAAUUAGAAAGAUGAAGAACUCCAAAUAA